This is a messenger RNA of Camelina sativa (false flax), 876 nucleotides long. The record is from RefSeq and is a predicted model, not a curated record. NCBI's taxonomy places the organism in Eukaryota, Viridiplantae, Streptophyta, Magnoliopsida, Brassicales, Brassicaceae.
AUGGAUCAUUACGACGGCGUUAACCGGAGGAGGAGAUCUGCACGGCGUCAUCAGACCAACGAUCGUGAAACGAAUCGCCCCAACGAGACGACUCAGACGACGAUGACCAACGGCGACGACUGCGCACAUGCUUUACGUGACAUCGAUGAGUAUCUCUCGCUAAGCUUGGGCUCGAAAUCGUACUUCUCUCAUCAGAUCCCUCCGGCGGCUAAUCCGUCGCUUCGUCUAGCACCACCGUCGCCUUUUGCUGAACCUAUGAAGACCACGUGGGAAACAACACAUGAUGAGAUCUUUGGGAGUUCGUUGGCUUAUACUUCUUCGCCUUACACAUCGUAUCUUCCACCACCAUCGUGGCUGAGCAGAUCUCAUGGAUUAUUUCCAUCGCCGAUUCCGCCUCCGACGACGACGGUUGAUCGCUUCUCCCUCGUUCUUCCGCCGAAUCUAACCGCUCAUCAGGAGAUGGGACCAGCGAUGAUGAUGACGAACACCGCGCCGCCGCCCGUUCGUAACUACAGAUCAGAACCCGCCGUGAAUCAAAAUGAGAAGCCCGAGACGAUCCCGCCGCCGUUUCCAUGGGCGACGAAUAUACGAGGGGAGAUUCAUAGCCUAGAGUAUCUCGAGUCGAAAGAGAUCACGACCAUCACCGGGGAGGUUCAGUGCAGACACUGCGAGCAAGUGUACGAGAUGAGCUACGAUCUGAGGGAGAAGUUCGCGGCGGUUGAGAAGAUCUUCGUGAUGAUGAAAAGGAUCAUGAGGGAACGAGCUCCUCAGAUGUGGACAAACCCUGAGCAAAGGAGGUGUGAGCUUUGUGGCCGUGAGAAAGCUGUGAAGCCUGUGAUUGCUGAGAGGAAGAGUCAGAUCAAUUGGCAGAUCUGA